ACAUCCUAAACCGCUGCUCUCCUUUGUCGUCUUCUUCCGCUUCUUCCUCUCUGUUCCUCUUGGGUGUAACGAUUCUUCUGGUCUUUGUUAGGGCAAGGAGAAGGCACAGAGAUAUGGAGGCUUCUAAAGGCUUCGUUGGUUGGCUCCUCGUAGCUGAGGUUUUGUUGGGGUUGUUGGUGGAUUCGACUGGGGCUUACGUCUUCUAUGCUGGAGGGAGGGAUGGCUGGGUGCUGCAUCCUUCUGAGAGUUACCAUGAUUGGGCCGGGAGGAAUAGGUUUCAGGUCAAUGACACCAUCGUGUUCAGGUACAAGAAAGGGAGUGACUCGGUUCUGGUGGUGACGAAGCAGGAUUAUGAUGCGUGCGACGUGAGCAAACCGAUCCAGAAGCUUGAUGGAGGCGAUUCCGUGUUCAAGAUCGAUCGGUCGGGACCUUUCUACUUCAUCAGCGGCGCGCCAGGAAAGUGCAGCCAGGGCCAGAAGCUGGUGGUGGUCGUCAUGGCUGUGAGACAGCCUCCUUCCGAGCCCUCUGUUCCCUCUCCUGCUUCACCACCACACAUCCCUCCAUCGCCAACUCCGGCCGCUUCUCCUUCCCCUUCCGCUUCAUCCCCAAAGCCCAGCACCCGUCCUCCGACCCCGCCGCCAUCAGCACACGCCCCUGCUUCACCACCAUCCACAGCUCCCGCUGCAGGGUCCCCUCCUCCGACUUCUUCCGAACGCGGUGGGUUCGCUCCGGCGCCAGCUCCCUCCGGACCAGCCGCCGACAGUACCUCCUCCUCCUCCUCGAACGCGUUCAAGAUGCCCACGGUACUGAUAGUGCUCGUGAUGCUCGGUGCGUCCUUCCUCGCCUAAUGCCCGUGCGGCUGUUCAUGUACACCCAGCACGAUGCAUAGCUUUGGAUCUACUUUGCUUGUUAGUCAGUUGUAAUGGUGGAAUCCUAUGGAGAUGGAUGAAGAAGGUUACAGUUUCAUCCAACUCUUAUUCCGUUGU
Messenger RNA from Musa acuminata AAA Group (dessert banana), 986 nucleotides. Its product is annotated as early nodulin-like protein 3. Gene Ontology annotation, cellular component: plasma membrane. Lineage: Eukaryota; Viridiplantae; Streptophyta; Magnoliopsida; Zingiberales; Musaceae. Gene Ontology annotation, molecular function: electron transfer activity. The coding region runs from base 114 to 848 and encodes 244 amino acids. The record is from RefSeq and is a predicted model, not a curated record. The transcript is spliced from 2 exons.